This is a messenger RNA of Pneumocystis jirovecii RU7, 560 nucleotides long. Its product is annotated as E2 ubiquitin-conjugating protein UBC8. Bases 63 to 560 code for a protein of 165 amino acids. The record is from RefSeq and is a predicted model, not a curated record. Gene Ontology annotation, biological process: protein polyubiquitination; ubiquitin-dependent protein catabolic process. Gene Ontology annotation, cellular component: nucleus. Lineage: Eukaryota; Fungi; Ascomycota; Pneumocystomycetes; Pneumocystales; Pneumocystaceae. The transcript is spliced from 3 exons. Gene Ontology annotation, molecular function: ubiquitin conjugating enzyme activity.
UAAUAUCAUCUUAUCAUUUUUUUGGAGUUUUUAACUUACUAACCUCUAUAGGCAGGAGUUUUAUGUGCAAUUCCGCGGUCCAGAAGAAAGUACGUAUAUGCUCCAUAGCUGUGCUGACGGCAGCUCCCUUUACAGGCGGUAUUUGGAAGGUUCAUGUCGAGCUCCCCGAUCAAUACCCAUACAAAUCGCCGUCGAUUGGCUUUAUGAACCGAAUUUUUCACCCAAAUAUUGAUGAACUACGUGGUCCCCAAUGUUUGGUAUAUACAGAGACACAGAAGCACACUACUGAUGCUGCAGACAUGAUCAACAUCUUUGAGGUGUUUCUGCCACAGUUGCUGCGGUAUCCAAACCCGUGUGAUCCUCUCAAUGGAGAAGCAGCUGCAUUGCUCAUGCGGGAGCCAAAAACAUAUGAAAUGAAGGUCCGGGACUAUGUAACACGAUAUGCAACCAAGGAAAUUGCAGAAGGAGUGCCAGAAGACACAGACAACGAUGAAAUGAGCAGUGUUGGAACAUUAAGCUCAGAUGAGCCAGUAGAGCCUGCUGGAGCAUUGGAGGUGUAG